AUGAAUGUGAUGGGAUAUUACUAUGUCGUUGUCCUAAGUAGCAGAGUUACCCGAGAUUCAAGCCCAUACCUUCUGAUGCUAUCCCCAGCACUUGUUCCUGCUACACAAGAAGCAACUAAUAUCAUAACCUUCUUUGAAUGCAGUGAGAAACGGUGUGGUAGAAUGGAGAGCAGGCCUGUCUGCAGGAAUCUGCAGUUAUUUAAUCUCCGGAGUAUUUUACCCUGGUAUCCUAGAAGUGCUUUCACUCCCAACAACAGAGUCUAUUUUGUUCAGUACAAAAUGUAUGGGUAGAAACAAUGGACAAAGGGGAAGUUGGGCAUUUAUGAACUCUUUUGUGACCUGACAGAUGAAACCUCAGAUGUGCACGAACUUUAUUAUGGAAGUUUCUUAUUAUGGAAAGCUACCUCUACUGUCAUCCAUAUUAACUGGAGCAUGACAAAGAGAUUUAUCCCCUGGUGGGAAACAAAAAUAGGACUUCCAUCUAUCAGUGUGAUACAAAGUAACAGAUUAAUACAAUUGAUACUCCGUGUUCCAAAUUCACCCUAUAAGAAAAAAGGAAGAAACAUGUCAAUACAAAAUUACUAUGAGCUAGUAUGCCAAGUAUUUAUAAUGAAUAAUUCUCUAGACACGAUGAGUUGAAUUUACGUAAGCAAAAGGUUACAUGAAGGCGCCAAUGAAAAGGUUGAAAUGGGUGUGAUGCCUGGCUCCAGCAACUAUAUAGUUGCAGAAAUAUAUUUGCCUGAACUAGGCUGAAGCAGUAAGAGCACUGAAAUCUGGACCUUCGUGGCUCAGAGAACUGCUUGUCUGAGUGAGAUUUCAGACCUGGAAGGACAUCAGAAGCUGUCGAACCCAACCUGCACUAGAGAAUCUGCUGAGUUUCCCGUGAUAGUGCUGGGCUUGGGCGCUGAGAGUGGGUGGAGCCAGCAAACACCUCCUCCCCUCCGGACCUUAUCUUACUACCUCGCCUUUGCCCCUUCUCUCUCCUACCCCGAGCAGACCCAACUGAGUCCAGCAGAGUGA
Messenger RNA from Dromiciops gliroides (monito del monte), 1020 nucleotides. RefSeq names its product interleukin 22 receptor subunit alpha 2 (gene IL22RA2). NCBI's taxonomy places the organism in Eukaryota, Metazoa, Chordata, Mammalia, Microbiotheria, Microbiotheriidae. The record is from RefSeq and is a predicted model, not a curated record. Gene Ontology annotation, molecular function: interleukin-22 receptor activity; protein binding.